Molecule: messenger RNA, 402 nt
Organism: Cetraspora pellucida
Lineage: Eukaryota; Fungi; Glomeromycota; Glomeromycetes; Diversisporales; Gigasporaceae
Source: the annotation of a GenBank genome assembly
AUGUCUCCUUGUGAACUGGCAGAUGAGAAUGUUGUAGCAGAAACAAGUUUCUUAAAUAACCUUGAUAGACUAACAGUAGAUAUAUUACAUGUGCUUUGUGAGGUGAAAGAGUUGCCUAGUGUGAAAAAUAAGAAAGAGAUGCUGAAAGGUCAAGCUAGCAAACAUGUUAAUUAUAUUGAUAAUAGGUUUAUAAACCAUAAUGAGAAGGAUAGGUUGGGUGAAGAAAGAAGAUAUUUGAUAUUGAAAAAGUUCUUAGAGAAAUCAUUACAAGUGACAUUGGCUAAGGCUUUAGGUAAAAUGAAGCAAAGUUUGUAUGUUAUUGGUAACAAAGUAGAGAAAAAUAAGUUUUGGCCUAAGAUUAAGAUGGAUAGAUCUAGAGAUCAGUAUGAAUCUGAUAAGUGA